AUGAUCUCUGCACUUAUCUAUGGGUGCCCCUUCUGUGGCGUCCGGUUCUCCAGCCCAAGAACACUGCAAGGUCACCUCAGUUACUACUGCUCGAAGAAAACCUCGGAUCUCAUCGUGAAUCCAGGAGCGAAAGAUAGGGACAAGGGCAAUAAUCAUGGAAAACAAACAAUAGAAGUUAUGAAAAUAAAACAAGAGCCAGGUUCCUCCUUUGAAAAAGAACGCAUGCCUCUUAAACGUCGAGCUGAGGACGCUCAACCAAACACAGAAUUCUCUGAGGACACUUAUUCUUCCUCUCCUUCAAAAAUGGGACGUCCCGGAGAAGUGUUCCGCUGCAAGUUUUGCUCUUACAAAGCCGACAAGCUUAGCAGUCUCAACAGGCACAUGCGCAUGCACAACAACGAGCGUACCAAAGCACCAUCAUCGUUGUCGACGUCAUUGUCGUCGUCAUCGUCGUCUCUCCACUCAGUAGAGGCUGCCUCUGAGGCAGUCAGUGCAGCGGUGGUUGUGGGAGGGGCUAACAGUAACGCCCUCAAGUCCCCGAGUCCAGAGACAUUUUGCAAGGAGUGUCGCAUACAGUUCUCCAGCUUCCACACCUACAAAUGUCAUAAGGAACACUACUGUGCACAACGGAGGAAGAAAUCCAUGACUGACAGCUCUUCUGCAUUUGCAGCAAUGUUCCAGUCUCCGUUUACAUUCUCUGAUGCUUCUCAAGUCGGAAUUCCGUCUGCAUUACAGAUGGCCGCACUGAAUCAGGGAGGCCUCAUCUUACCCGGUACCCCUCCCCUACUACAAGCGACUGUCGACCCUACGAGUGUGUCCGGCGCAGCCACUGUCAUCCUCACCACUCCGGUCCUCACAGCUAACGGCAUGGCCAACAUGGCCAUCAGUGUACCCACGGUACUCAUGCCACAGAUGAUGCCCUCUCAUAUUCAAGAAGGAAGUGCAGGAGGCGGAGUGAACACUCUGGGAAACGCACGCAUUAAAACCUCGCCUGGACGGCAUACCCCUCAGGGGAGGGGCGCUACAUCAUCUCCUUUACCGUCUCCCCGCGGAAAACGGACACCUACGUCAUCUGCUACGCACUUCUUGUCUCCUCCAACGCCGCAGUCCACCUCAUCGCGGCAGGAUUAUACUCGGACCUUGGAGGAACUGCACAGAGGAAAAACGUUUGCUGCCACGCCCUCCAGUGGAACUGACCAGCAUAGUGACGGAGGUGGUGACGAUGACGUGGACCAUCCUUUAGAUUUGACAGUGACCAAAAAGGAACCGGUUUCUGAUGCUAGUCAAGAUGACCAGAAGUCUGCAAAUUUCUUCCAACCAGACAAAGAUGGUGCUCUUGAUGCAAGGAGAGUCAUUCGAACGUCUUCAUCAUCUUCUUUGUCAGAUACUGCCAUGUCACAUGAUUCUUAUGAGAAAGAUCUGAAGAACGACAGCAUGAAAAUGUCUUCCAGUCCAUUACGCUCUACACAGUGUGAAAGCACUUCAUCAUCUUCAUCUUCUCAGCGUCACACUAGAUCUGAUUCGCCACACGCAAGUGCUAGCCACGCCCCCACUGCCAUAUUGCCCCACCCAUCAGUUCUAGUUCCGAAUACAGCAUUCCUGGCAGCUCAUGGUGCCACUCCUCUCGCUCUGUCACCUCCUGGCAAAUUAGCGGCGAGUAUGGGCACUCUGCCUUCCCCUUCAGCUCCAAAUAACAUCAGCAAGUGCUCCGACUGCAACAUUGUCUUCUACAAACACGACAACUAUCUCAUCCACAAGAAACAUUACUGUUCCGGCAAGAGAAGAGGGAGUAUCCCCUCUGAACCCCCUCAUCUUCUUUCGUUGAGCUCAGACCAUCACCUCAUUUUAGACGAUAAACCGAGUCUUUCUCAACGCAGUUCCCCUUCGAGACAUGGAUCUGAAGUACCUUCAUCAUCCAGAGAGUCCCCCAAAGCGCCAAAACAAGAGAUGUCCCCGCCAGCUGCCCCCAAGCCUGGUGGUGACAUGACAUACAAAUACUUUUGCGUGCCGUGCCGAAUCAAAUUCAGUAAUGCUAGUAUUUUAGAGGCGCAUAAGGAAUACUAUUGUCCUGCUGGGAAAGACAGUGAGCAAUCAGUUAUCCUGCAGUCUGCGAAUUCCUCCGAGCAAGUGGCGCUGAGCUCUCCUUCAGAUGAGGUGGACGACGGACCUCCUGACUCGCCCCAGGAAGAGUUUACGUGUGCUAGAUGUAACAGUAUCUUUGCCUCCGCUCGCUUGCUGCGCCUGCACAUGUGUGAGGGUGGCUUCCCUUGCCCGCACUGUGACCACGUCGCUAUUACUGAAAAUCGAUUGGCUGAGCACAUGAAAGUCCACGCUCCUACGAGAGCUUAUCGGUGCACUAUUUGUGGAUACCGCGGGAAUACUGCUCGUGGGAUGCGGAUGCAUGGGAAAACCCACAUAGACGAAGGAGUAGAGUUCACAGACGAGAACAUGCUUGAAUAUCACGAGCCAGCGCUUGUCCCCAUCAUCCAGAGUUCGGUCGCCACUGGUUGCACCGAUACAGAACUCUUAAGACUGAAGAACGAGCCCUACAAACGUCGCCGAUCUCGGAAAGCGUACGAAAAGUUUGACUACCCUCUCCCUAAAGUAGACGUUCCCCAGACGUGUCCGUUAUGUGGUCAGAACUUUGCCAACGCCGAUUUUCUCGCUUCACACUUCAAGGUUCACGAGAUAGCGGCUUCCCAGUACGUGGCGGGGCUCAUGAAGUGCAUUCAUUGUGAUUAUGUGGGUAAAUCUGCCGAAGAUCUUAGAGCACAUUUCGAAGCAAACCACACCGGUCAGUUACGUAGUCGAAUGCAGAGGGAAUCGCGGUCUCCCGUGAGGCCAGGACUAGACAGGCGUACAACUUCUGGUAUUGACCAUCGACGUGAUCAACGUGCUCAAGAUGAGCUUGACGAUGACCAUGACAGCUCUCAUGAACAAGACAGAAUUAUGGUAGUUAGGGACCCUAACUCACCUUUCGAUGAAAAGCCGCUAUUUUCGACAUCGGAGGAAGGAGAGGAAUUCGACAGGGCAUCUUCAGCUCGCAAUAUGGAAGACUCGAAUGACAGCUCACAUCUUCGUGUUGUUGUUAAGCAAGAGCCGAUGGAUCCAAUCGACGGGGAAGAAGCACAACAAAUCCCGAAAGUUGAUCACUUUUUGCACCCUGUGCGUGCAAAAUUGAGAUCUGAGUCGACCUCCGAGGAUGGAAAUGACAAUCAUCACUCGAAUGAACUAUCCAUGUCGCCAUCAUCACCCCUAACAAGAGGCUCUGUGGAUGACAACAAUCGCCAUAGGAUGACGUCACCUCAACGUUUUGUCCCUGGUCAGGAGCAGCUACCUGAAGGGACAGACACAGUGAGCCAUGACGUCCCUCGUGUUAAACCAGAGCCAGUUAGUGACAGUGAUGAGUCUCGCUUAACUCCAGGCAUAGAAGUAAGAUUUGCUCAUAACAGCCAAAAUCAGCUGUCUCGCCCAGAAAGUGAGACGGGAGGAGAUAUACCACCAGAUUCUCCAGACUCUGGCAAUACAGUUAAGGCCAGCAGCACCUGGCAGAGAGACUCGGCCCGUAGACCGAGAGCUCAUCCCCGUGGAGAGAGUGUCUCUGGUGAUGAAAGCAUUGAUCAAAGUACUGCUCCCGAAACAUUCGUCAUCAAGUCUGAACGGGACUCACCUUUACCGGACCAUGGGACGCCCAACCCAAACUUUUUGAUGGGUUCACCCUCACAGCCACACCUACGCCAGUCCCCGACGUCCCCAGCACAUGCAAUUACAACAUCAUCAUCGCCGCCAUUAUCACUUACGUCAUCGUCUCGUACGUCACCCGUCGCUGCGUCUUCUUCCUCGUCAUUCUCUGCCGCAAGCUUGGGCACCUCAGGGCCUAGCAUCAGCAUCAAACAGAGCACAUCCCCUCCAGCACCCACAAGUCUCCCCUCCAUGGCAGCUUUCCCGAACCCGGCCGUCUUCCCACCAUACCACCCAUCCCUCCUCUCCACACCAGCAGCCACAUUUCCAUACGCCGCUGCCUCUUCACUUCCAUACUUCUUCCUCCCGUCCCACCCCCACCGACCUCACUCUGGGGCCUCCCCUUCUACACCAUUCCCACCGUUGCUGAGAGACGAACGACCUGGUACCCGCUACUGUCAGAACUGUGACAUUUCCUUUUCUAAGCAGGCCACCUAUCUGGCCCAUAAGAAGCACUAUUGUGAAGGACGUCCUCGGGGCGGUGAUACACAGUCAUCGGCCAAAGCCUGAUGAUCCCCAGCUAUGGCGUUGUAAGUUUUGAACUUGAUCUGUCAUGUUCGAGUUCAAAUCCCAGUUGGGUACCUAUCUGUAGAAUAUCUCGUCCUUCCAGAUAUAUUUCUUCUCACCCAAUUGUUCCGACAAUUGUCCAUCUAUGAAAUGAUCUAUGUUGUGCCCAGUAGGGCUUCAAACUUCUGGGACUGCAAUCAAUUACGCAAAAAGCCCGAUACCACACUCGGACUCGCAUAGAGCGCUAUUUCGUCGGGCAAAGCCACGCUUAUCACUAGAUCUAUACUAAUUUAUCGCAUGGCAAUGGCAGUGCAAUUAUUUCAUAGAGAUAUCUUUGUGCUUGUUGAUCAUUUUUAAAUUCUAAGGUGGCAUAGUGAAAAAACGGGUGGGCUACUAGAUCUAGCACCUGAUGUUUGGACUGUAUGGGGGUCGACAACGUAAUGUACUAAAUACUGUAUCAAUUUGGAUCGGCACACUAUUGUUGUCCAUAUUGAUACUACAAAUCCAAAAUGAUACUGAAAAUUCUGUCUUAUACCUGGGCCAGGACUGUAAGUUAGAUAAAAAGAGACAAAAUUAAAUUGGUUUCUCUGAAAGCGUGCAGCGGAUUACAAUAACUGCGAAAACGGAUCUGGAGCAAUUGAAGAUUUCUCUUUUUUACUUUACAGGGCCACAGAAAACAAUUUAGUAGUAAAACGCGAACCAUACCCUGCCAGGUUGCUUGACGUUGGCAUGAAUGUCGCUAAUGCUAAUGCUUCGUCGUCAGAAUUAUUAGUGUAAUAUUUCUUUCUCUCUUGUUUUUCUUUUUUAAAUUGAUUGUCGCAUUUCUACAAUUUCUCACCUUUCCAAUUGUUAGUCACCAUUCUCUGGUGAUUGAGUGUGCAUAAAAUAAUGGCGCCUAACGUGCAAAUGUCAAUUGUUUCGCACAUUAAUUUUUUAUUAUAUCCAUUAAGUUUAAGAAAGUAGGAGCAAAUCUCACUUGGCUUUGUUUAUAUAUUGUAAGUGUAGGUUUUUGUUAGCCUCAUUUUGAUUUCCAAGCUUUUUUUUGUUGUUGCUGAUGCUUGCCCCCUGCAUUUAUUUUCUCUUUAUUGCAAAGUGCGCUUUCUCUCAGUGGAUCAGUUUAGUUUACAAAACACUGUUCAUUUUUGUUGGCUUAGAUCUUUCCCUCUAUCAUGUUUUGUUUUUUUUAAAGAUUAUGAACAAGACAUGGCGGUGCUUGUUCAGCCCAUUCUCUGUUCCUACUUAAACUCAUGACCCAUGAUAAUAAACGACACAAUCCCUUUGCAGUGUCGUGUCGACCAUUACUACCCAAAAAUUAUGUAUAUUAUACAUAGGACGAUUGUAUAUACAUGUAUUAUCAAUAUAAAGUGGAACAAUUUCCAACAUGUGUGCUUUCGCCAUCAACAGCAUUAAUUUAAAAUGUACAGUGAAUCUCUGAUAGCAGCUGCCACUCAGUGUUGCCUUUAUUUCUUGUAUUUAUUAUUUGAUAAAGAAUUAUUUUUAUGCCGUUCACACUGAUUAAUUUUCUGUUUUAAGUAAGAAAAUACCAUAGCCAUGUAUGGCAAUAACAUUAUGUUCUCAACUUGUAUGACAAGUUGAGUAAAAUCCAGCUUUCAAACUACUUAUUAUGCUUCUUUAGAAUAUAAAGUGUGUGUCGGGAA
Molecule: messenger RNA, 5906 nt
Organism: Aplysia californica (California sea hare)
Lineage: Eukaryota; Metazoa; Mollusca; Gastropoda; Aplysiida; Aplysiidae
Exons: 4
Coding region: 1-4251 (1416 amino acids)
Biological process (GO): cell differentiation; positive regulation of transcription by RNA polymerase II; heart development
Cellular component (GO): nucleus
Molecular function (GO): RNA polymerase II-specific DNA-binding transcription factor binding
Source: RefSeq, a predicted model, not a curated record